This is a messenger RNA of Dentiscutata erythropus, 226 nucleotides long. The record is from the annotation of a GenBank genome assembly. NCBI's taxonomy places the organism in Eukaryota, Fungi, Glomeromycota, Glomeromycetes, Diversisporales, Gigasporaceae.
CUUACUGCACUAUGAAACAUGAUACAACAAAAUUUACACCUUUCUCCCUUAUAUAUGGACGUGAUACAAAAUUACCUAUAGAAACAAUUAUAGAAACCUAUUAUAAAGAAGAUGAAUCAUUUCAAGAAGCUCUUUUAAAAAGAUCUUUUGAAAUAGAGAAUAUUCUAUUAAAACAGCAAGAUGAAGCCUUAGAAAAUAUACAAGAGGCACAAAAAUUACAAAAAAA